AUGGAUAAACUCCAGGCUUUUGGAAAGAACUUAAACGCCCAGUUCACGCCUUUUGCAGCGCGAACCCAGCAGUUUGUCAAGGAGCAGCUCGGCACGGCGGAUGAGAAGACGCAGCUUCCGGACGAUUAUCUCGAGCUCGAGAAGCGUGUCGAUGCUUUGAAGCAGGUUCAUCAGAAGCUUCUUUCUGUGACCUCCCAGUACUCGAACGAGGCUUACGACUACCCCCCUAACAUCCGCGAAUCCUUCAAUGAUCUCGGUCGCACCAUCAGCGAGAAAGUCAACCUCCUUUCUCACGCUUCUUCCCCCGCCGAAGCCCAGGCUGCCUUGACUGCACCACCCUCCGCAAAACCUCAACCAAAGACCUUCAGCCAUGCCAUCGCCCGCGCUUCCCUAGCUGGAUCACAGCUAAUCGCCCAAACCACCCCCGCCGAGGACCCCCUCUCCACUGCAUUGGAGAAAUACGCCCUCGCACUGGAGAAAGUGGGCGAAGCCCGAUUGGCGCAAGACGCUCAAAUUCAGUCUCGGUUCUUGGCCGGAUGGAAUACCACGCUAAACACGAAUUUGACCUUCGCGACCAAGGCCCGUCGUAAUGUGGAGAAUGCGCGACUCAAUUUGGAUUCCAUCAAGGCUAGGAAGAAGGCCGCUGCGGGUGGGGAUUUGGAUAAUCUGAGUGAGGAUGCUCGUAUUGAGAUUGAGCAGGCUGAGGAUGAGUUCGUGGGACAGACUGAGGAGGCCGUUGCUGUGAUGAAGAAUGUUCUCGAUACUCCUGAGCCAUUGAGAAACCUCGCAGAUUUGAUUGCCGCUCAGCUCGAGUACCACAAGCGAGCAUACGAAAUUCUCUCCGAGUUGGCUCCCGUCGUCGAUGGGCUGCAAGUUGAGCAGGAGGCCAACUACCGUAAGAGCCGUGAAGGUGCUUAAACCGAGAGUACUCAUUCCUGUUCUUUUUGAGUCUUGUGUUUUCCGCUCAGCCCGCCUUAUUCAUUGGCGUGGGUGUUUCUUUUGAAAGCUUGUGAUUCCCGGACCGUAUGGAUAACCGUCGUUUCUAUGAGGAAUGGAGAUUUUGUUCUAUGUAUUUUCAUUUUUCUUUAUCCUUGCCGAAUUGACGUUGGUAGAUCUUUAUUACUUUGAAGUAACCUGUUUGGCCGAUUUUUACUAU
Messenger RNA from Talaromyces stipitatus ATCC 10500, 1156 nucleotides. Its product is annotated as BAR domain protein. The transcript is spliced from 5 exons. Gene Ontology annotation, cellular component: cytoplasm. Bases 1 to 918 code for a protein of 305 amino acids. Gene Ontology annotation, molecular function: protein binding. NCBI's taxonomy places the organism in Eukaryota, Fungi, Ascomycota, Eurotiomycetes, Eurotiales, Trichocomaceae. The record is from RefSeq and is a predicted model, not a curated record.